Molecule: messenger RNA, 2047 nt
Organism: Pogoniulus pusillus (Red-fronted tinkerbird)
Lineage: Eukaryota; Metazoa; Chordata; Aves; Piciformes; Lybiidae
Gene: PFN2
Product: profilin 2
Exons: 3
Coding region: 200-622 (140 amino acids)
Biological process (GO): positive regulation of actin filament bundle assembly; regulation of actin filament polymerization; actin cytoskeleton organization
Cellular component (GO): cytoplasm
Molecular function (GO): actin binding
Source: RefSeq, a predicted model, not a curated record
CUCCCUCCGCCCCUCGGCACCGGCAGCGCGGAGGGCUGGGCCGCGCCGCUCGCUGCAGCGCUCGGCACCGCUCCGCCGUCGAGCAGGGAGAGGAGAGAGAGAGGAGAGGGACGGGACCGCCUCGCCCAGCCCCGCCGCCCGCCGCCCGGCCCGCGCCUCGCCGCCCGCCCCGCUCGCCCGCACCGCCGCCCGCGCGAAGAUGGCCGGCUGGCAGAGCUACGUGGACAACCUGAUGUGCGAUGGCUGCUGCCAGGAGGCCGCCAUUGUGGGCUACUGCGACGCCAAGUACGUCUGGGCAGCCACGGCCGGCGGCAUCUUCCAGAGCAUCACGCCAGUAGAAAUAGAUAUGAUUGUAGGAAAAGACCGAGAGGGUUUUUUCACCAAUGGCCUGACCCUUGGUGCAAAGAAGUGCUCUGUGAUCAGAGAUAGCCUGUACGUGGAUGGUGACUGCACAAUGGACAUCAGGACAAAGAGUCAAGGUGGUGAGCCGACGUACAAUGUUGCUGUAGGCAGAGCUGGCCGAGCAUUGGUUAUAGUCAUGGGAAAAGAAGGUGUCCAUGGAGGGACACUCAACAAGAAAGCUUAUGAACUGGCUUUAUACCUGAGGAGGUGUGACUUCUGAGCAGCCUCUCCCCAUCCACCUAGCAACUGUCUUCACCACCACCCAGUUGUGUUCAGUGCUACCAGACCCUAGGUGGUAGUUUGUGUUUUUUAUUUGCCCAUCUCCUGACGUUGUAACUCCAGUUCCCCUCCGUUCAUCUAUGUUAACCACUGUAUGUAACCGAGUCCCCUAUCUGGCACCACACUGCAUCACACAGAUGAUAUGCAUGAUACCUUGAGAAACUCCUGGGAGGGGGAACAUGCCAAGUGUAGGCUUUGCUUUGUCUUAGGGCUUAGUGUGACACUGACAACUAAACCAACUCAAACACUAAACAAGGUGCCGGUGUACAAUCGCGUUUGCCCAGCGCCUCUCCAGCACUUUGAGCAGCGACACGGCUCACAGUCUUCCUUCAUGAGCAUGGUUGGGAGGAAAACAGUGCAUGCAUAUCUUGACUUCUGUCCCUCUCUCUUUGUGGAAACCCACGUGUUUGCUUGCGCCCUUUUUUAUAGUGCCUGGUUUAACCAAUUUGCCACUCAAAGGCUGUUAAAGUGACAUCAGUUUUGUCGUUGCACUUCACUCUAGGCUGAAGUCUUUGUUUUGCUUUGUUUUCCUCAUGAUGUCUGAAGCUUGUACUGCUUGACAAGUGCAAUCACAAAACUAUGGAAGGGUACAGAUGCACGUCCUCCCAUGACCUUAAAGCCACCACCCUGCCCAGCUCCCCACAGACAUUCCAUCCUUGCAAUAGCUCAGGCACCUUUUUUUUUGUUGUUGUUGUUUUUUUCUUCUUAUUGCCAGCUCCUGUUCUGUAGUUGCAUUGUGAAAGGCUGCCUGCCAUUCUGGACAUCAGCUAGCCCAACAUAACCAUCUGGAGUCUUGUCUGCUUUCAGUUUUUCAUAGGACCAAUUUUAAUUUGCAGCUUGAGGGUCGUGGGAGGGGUUUGGGGUUGUUUUUAUUUUUGUGAGGGUUUUAUGUUGUUGUGUUUUUUUUUUCCUUUUGUUUUUGUUCGUUGUUUUGGGUUUUUUUUUCAAUCUGAAACUGCAAUGUCAUUGUGGAAAACUGCCACCUUCAGCUACACUGGGAGAGCUCUUGACUGAUUCCAGUCUUUCUGCCAGCUCACUUCCUGGUAAAGAGUCUCACCGCUCUGAAGCCACUGUUUGGAUGAAGGUCAGCAGUUUGAAAGCUUAAAACUGUUCCCCCCAAAACCCCUUAAAACCCACAAAAACGAUGCCAUUUCAAAAAUAUCAAAUCCUCCUUUGGCCUGUCACCACCCUCGCUGCAGAGUGAUGGAGGGAACUGCCUGGUGCCCUAGCCCACACCUUGCCUGUAACCCAGCGCAGCCCAGGCACGGUACUAACCUGUGUGUCCAUGUAAACAAAACAAAAAAAGCACUGCAGAACCUGUGUACAAAAGAAUAAAAUGGGAGAUGGUGUUGGUUGGAAUAACUGA